AUGGCGCAACAGCGUGGUGUUGACAUGGGCGAGAAGGACCUGGAGAAAUACACGGAGAGCCAGCACGUCAACGCUGUAGAAGAUGAAAUCGACUCCCCUGCCGUCCGCGCUCUCAUCUGGAAGCAAGACCUCCGCAUCAUUCCCCUCGCUGCAGGAAUCUACCUCCUCUGCUUCCUCGACCGCUCAAACAUUGGCAAUGCCAAGACGCUCAACGCCAAUGCGGGUGAAUCGCUGCUCCAACAGACGCACAUGACGAAUUACCAGUACAUCAUUGCGCUCAUGGUGUUUCUUAUUGCAUACGCCAUAUUCGAGGUGCCCAGUAACUACUUCCUCAAGAAAUUGAAGCCGAGUCGUUGGAUUGCGUUCCUCAUGUUGGGAUGGGGUGCGUGUACCAUGGGUCUUGGCGGUGCGCAGAACUACGCUACAGUUACCGCUGUGAGGUUUCUGCUCGGCAUGUUUGAAGCGGGGCUGUUUCCUGGUCUGGUUUACUACCUUACGUUUUGGUACCGCGCUCGUGAAAGGAGUAUGCGUGUUGCCAUCAUCUUGGCGAGUGCAACACUAGCGGGUGCAUUUGGAGGCGCCAUCGCAUACGGCGUCGGGCACAUGAAGGACGUCCACGGUCUCGCAGCUUGGCGUUGGCUGUUCAUUCUCGAGGGGAUUCCGUCCUGUGUCUCGUCAGUCGCAGUGUGGUUUUUCCUGCCCGACUAUCCAGAAGAGGCAUCUUGGUUGUCGACUCCGGAGCGCGAACUGGCUGUGGCACGGCUCGAGAAGGAGGGAUCAAAAGCCGAUGACCCAUCGCUAAACUGGAAGACGGCCAAGGCGACGAUUCUCGAUGCGCGCUUGUGGGUGCAUUAUAUCAUCUACUUUGGCAUCUCAGCGCCAUUCAGUUCUCUUUCUCUCUUUACUCCGACCAUCACUGCGGGACUGGGAUACGAAAACCUCCAAGCACAGCUCAUGACGGUUCCUCCAUAUGCUGUUGCGUACGUCGUUUCCAUCGUUACUGCUUGGUCUUCAGACUAUUUCAAUGCCCGCGCAUUGCAUUCUGCAGUUUUGUCUACCGUGGGCGCCAUCGGCUUCCUCGCAUCUGCGCUUCUUCCCGCAGAGUCAUACCAUGCGCGAUACGGAUGUCUGAUUGUUGCCGCUAGCGGAGCAUUCUCCUGCAUUCCCCCGCUGCUGGGUUGGCUGAGUAGCAACAUGCACAGCACUUCUGCUGCGGGCCUCGCCAUUGCACUCAAUGUCUCUUGGGGCGCUCCAGGCCAGAUCUUGGGAGUGUGGAUCUACAAGGCGAACGAGAAGAAGGACGGUUACCCAACGGGCCAUUGGACAAACUUUGCCAUGCUCAUCAUGGUUGCUGUGGGCUGUGUAGGCUUACGGUUCUAUUAUCAGUGGCGGAAUAAGAGGAUGCAGAGACUGGGUGGAGAUGCAACGGGCAUGGCUAGGGAGUUUAGCUAUUGA
Molecule: messenger RNA, 1455 nt
Organism: Pyrenophora tritici-repentis Pt-1C-BFP
Lineage: Eukaryota; Fungi; Ascomycota; Dothideomycetes; Pleosporales; Pleosporaceae
Product: UhpC, Sugar phosphate permease
Biological process (GO): transmembrane transport
Cellular component (GO): membrane
Molecular function (GO): transmembrane transporter activity
Source: RefSeq, a predicted model, not a curated record